CAUAUGGCCGCAAUGUAAACGGCAUAGGCCAACUGACACGCCUAAUGCAAACUUUGGCUGAACCGACGCAUGUGAAACGCUGUAUUAGUAGGCAAGCAUCCUGUCCCCGCCUGCAAACUGCACAGCAUAUACCGGAGAAUACAGGGGCUUGCAUAUCGUAAUAAGCAUACAGUUGGAUAGGCACUGAUAGGCAAAUUAAAACCUGCAAGACAGCCAUGACUGCCCCGGCAGCAGACCAGGAUAGGCGCAGCAGCUUUGAAGUUCUGCCCGGCGACAUCAAGGAUAAUAUACUUGGGUUACUAAUAAAGGAUAUGUACAGCCUUCUUUCCUUCCGUAUAACGUGCUCUGCCUUCUGUAAUCUAGUCGAUAGGCUCUUCACGAAGAGCUGUACUACCCUGCUGCCGGAGCAUCUUGGAGAGCUUAUGGCGGGCAUGCGACCAUCCUUGAGGCGUUUCACCGGCCUGACGUCUGUCCGCCUCAUUCUAGAGCUGGGGCAUGGUUUCCGCAUGUCGGACGCCGUCCUCCUGGCUACCCAACCAUUCCAGCAGCUCUCCUUAGAAGCUCGAUGCCGCAUCACGCGGCUUGAGCUCGUGCAGGACUAGGAGGAUGCCGUGCCGUGUGCUGAGAGUAUUGUAUCGGCACUUGCGCCGCUGCUGCCUGGGCUGCAGCAGCUGGACAUGCGCAGCUUCCGUGGCAUGUCGUACUCCGCACCUCACCAACGCAACAUGUACGGCAUCCUUGCAGCCUGCCUGCCGCAGCUCCAGUGGCUUUCCCUUCCCAGCUGCCGCGCAGUCGUUGGCCUGGCAGUCCUGGCUGCGAGGGGCGGCAGCAACCUUUCGCACCUGCAGGUCAGCGGCCAUAACGAGGUGAGCCCGAAUGGCGACCUGGAGCUGCCCGCAAACACCACCCUUUCACGGCUGGCAGGGCUCCGUAAGCUGCACCUUCACAGCUGCAACCUCCCGCAGAGCAGUUGGCGGCUCCUGCGGGACAGCCUACCAGCUUCCUUGCAGCGCCUGCAUAUAGACGUUUGCAGUGAGUUUCCCGGCAGGCGCCUGCACGCCCGACUUGACGCCGGCUGCUUCAUUGCCGUGGACCUGCUGGAGUGCUGCGGUGGGCAUCCUGACAAGCUGCGGGAGGUUCGCGGGCUGCUGUCUAACCUCGCGGGAGGCCGGCCGCUGCAGGAGGCGCAUGAUCUUCGUAUCGACGUGGUAGAACUGUCGCACGUUUGGCAGCUGGAGAAGGUGGCGGACCUGCGGCAGCUGGGGACUACCUUUGCACGAGUGCACAUCAAGCGGCUUUCCUGGUAUGACACUUCGCCAGCUGUCGUUGCUGAGCUUGUUGAGCAGUUUGGUCUGCCCGAAGACAUCCGCUACCAGUCCGGCGGCAUUAUGCUAGCUACUACCCUGACUAUCCUUCCCCAGGAUGCGGGCGUCAAUGCGCAACCAGGUUUCGAAGAGGGGCAGCAGCAGCAGCCGGGCCAGCCGCCAGUGCACGCGGCGGGUGGGUCCCAGUGCUGCAGCUGCCGUCAGGAGAACAACUGUUGUCCAUGGCGGUGCAGCGUAUGGUGCCUGACGCCACGUCAUCCGUAACGCCUUCCAGUGCGGCAGCUCCGGGGGCGUCAGCGUCGCAGCACUACUCUGAACGCCACCUUUUCGUGCGCGGGCCUGUAUCCGAGAGACGGACGGUUAUGGCGCUGUCGUUCAAAGCGGGAAAGUUGGCGGGUGUGGCCCUCAUCAGUAACUGCUACCGAGCCGGCGGCACCAUCUUUGAUAUCGUAACUUGCGAGAACGAAAAGGCUGCGGAGCUGGUGGCUGCAGCCGAUGCGUUGGUGCAGGAGAGGGGCAUGCAAGGCGUCGUGGACGUCCCCUCCCUGUGGACAUGCGGUACGACAGCUCAGACCACUAUUAUUGCACCGAGAUCCUGAAAAGCCAAGUUGAGGAGGUGAUGCAGGAGGCGUGGAGCGCCGCCCAGGACCCGGCGGACCCCAGCAGCUGGCGGCAGCUGGUGGGGUGGCUUGCACGACUGGACUCGGAAAUAGAAUAUCUUUAUCCGGGCGACGAAGAUGAGUCAGGCGAUGAGGAAGAGACGGACGAGGAGGGCGAGUAAGGCGUUCGGGACGGGCAUGCGACGGGGGGCGGGGCAACCAAAUAGCAGCAGUUGACGUCGUGGUUGUCCGAACUCUUUGUGUGAUUGACCAGAGAAGCGUCUCGUUCUGUAUACAUGUCAUAUCAUUGUCGUCAGGUAAUGCAUUGUGGACUUCCCAUGUGCUAUCGUGUUAACUAGUGACCAAGGGCAUACCGUGGUAGUAGGGGUAAGGAGGGGAAGCAGGAUGGUGUGCUAAGAAAACUGGCCGCGAGUAGGAACAUACUGUGAUUGCCGGAUGGUGAUGGUGAUGGUGUGCAUGCGCAUGGUUUAAAGGAAGGCAUGUGGUGAGAGGCCACAUGCGGCGACGGUGCCGCCUGGCUUCAUUCGCAGGUGUGCAGCAGGCGGUGUACCGAGCACUGCUUGCGGGAAGGGACUCGGCAUGCGAGCAGGGAAGGUGUGUUAAAAUAACUGGCCGCGAG
This is a messenger RNA of Astrephomene gubernaculifera, 2564 nucleotides long. The record is from the annotation of a GenBank genome assembly. Lineage: Eukaryota; Viridiplantae; Chlorophyta; Chlorophyceae; Chlamydomonadales; Astrephomenaceae.